This is a messenger RNA of Daldinia loculata, 3333 nucleotides long. RefSeq lists its product as uncharacterized. The transcript is spliced from 2 exons. The coding region runs from base 209 to 2653 and encodes 814 amino acids. NCBI's taxonomy places the organism in Eukaryota, Fungi, Ascomycota, Sordariomycetes, Xylariales, Hypoxylaceae. The record is from RefSeq and is a predicted model, not a curated record.
AUUAACUCAAAUUGCUGGACGACUAUCCAAACGGGCUGGGAAUUAUUGUCGGGGUUCUUGUGGUUCACUUUAUAAUUACCAGCAGGGCUGGCAACAAGUCCCUCUAUAACUUCUCGACAUAGCGUUAUCUACGGUUCAACUUCGUGGACUGGAGCCAGGACAUCAGAGCAGGCUAUAUUUUGAGCUGGCAUUCUUGGCUGCUUGCAGUAUGGAUGUUACCUCAUUGCUGAACUCAUCCUCAUUGGUACAAGGAGAAACAGCUACAAAUAAGGAUGGGCGGGACGAUGGGCGGGACGAUGAGCGGGACAUCGUGGACCAUGGCACCAGCUCGAUGCCGUCGACGACGGAGGCGACAGAGACGACAGAGACGACGGCAGGCCAUCCAUCCUCUCCGCGUACUCCAGCCCAAGAGAAGGCCCCUGCGCACGAAACGAAGUUACCACGUCGAAGUAGGACACCAUGGAACGCCGAUGGAUACGCCCUCCCGCCAAUAGACACCAAAUCGACUCGGGCGACAGUACAUUCAACAUCAAAUACUACAUCGCCUGCAGGAUCCGGUAGUCCUAGAUCGCCACGACACAAGUUCUCCGAGAGUUAUAGUAGCCUCUCCUCCUCGUCGACUCUAUCAUCCCACUCGAGGAUUUCAUCUAUGUCUACGGUUGGUGGAGUCCAACACACUCAAUUCGACCGUGCCGAGCUUACGAUUCCUAAGACAUGGUCUCCAGGUACGAACCAGAAACCAGCAAGUGAAGCAAUCAUUUCCCCGCCUUCGAUUCGUACGGAAGCACCAGUCAUAAGUCCAAUACGAUCUAGCUCACCAUCCGAUACCAUGUUAAUGCCGAGGGGCUGUGUGAGUGCAAAUCGGACUGAUAGACAAGACGCAACCAUUACCAAAGACACUAAGCCUGAUCUGAAUCGUCUCGCCCCUAUUGAUUUUUCCAAAGUGCACAAGAGGGCUAUCUCCGCCCCUGAUUUCAAUGUCACGGAAGGGAUUGAUCGAACCGUUCCUCCGCUCUCUGUUGCGCUCCAGUCUGUUGCGCUCCAGCGUCCUCUAUCGCCUCCGCAUCGUGUUGAACUUCGCCCCUACAAUCGACCGGUCUACGGCAUGGAGGCGAGGCCCCCUCCACCAGCCUUCGCUAAUCAUCUUUCCCAGGAUGGAAGUCCUGUCUGUAUGUAUCAGCAGGAUUGCGAGACGGGAUCUUCACUCCGCAAAGCCAUUUCGCACAUCUUCGGACGGAAUAAGACGUGCACCAGAAACAUACCUCCGAAAGUUUGGGUUCACUACUGUCGCAAACAUUACCAACGAAGUCGUUAUCGUAAUGGUCCAGAGUGGGCUGACACCCAAUGUGAGUUGGUACAGAAACAGAUCCGCCGUGUUCAGGAAUGGAGUGACGAAAAUAGGCGAAUUGGACAGCCGGGAGUAAUCAAGGAUUGGUCAUUGUCCAUGAGGAAAAGAGAGCAGGCUCGUAUCCAGGAAAAAUCCGCUAGGAAGCGUUCUCAUCGUGAAGAUAGCGAAGACGAAGAAGACGAUAUACCGGACAGCGCUGUCAUGAACGGUACUGCCGUGCCUGAUUGGCUACGUGACCGGUGUGGCAGUGGGUAUACCACGGCCGAGAUUGAAGAAAUUGUUGCUCGCAUGAGGAAUGAGAUAAGAGAGGCCCAGAGUACUCAGAUUCCCGACAUAGAGAUUCUCCCAAACAUCUCCAUGGAGACCCCGAAUGACACGAAACCUAAGACGAUAACGAGGCAGAGAGGUAGCCCUGGCAGCAGUCAAAUCCAUAAACGCUCUCAGUCAGUUGGCGUCGCUCUUCGGCCCGAGCCGCGCAUGAUGAUACGUCGCGUAAGCCAACCCGCGUAUGUCCGACACGAAGAAGAUGUGCACCUACAUCCUAGUGAUAAGCGUCGGCGUAUAUCAGGCACAUCUCUAUACAAUGCUCCUCAUACAUUCAUGAACUCAAGGCUACCCGAGCAUCCUACCCCCAUCCAUCCUCUUUCCCAUCGCCAAGGCUUUGGCAAUAUCCAAGAAAGCCGUGCCGAGGAGCCAUAUUACCGCCAUGAUACCGCCAGAGCCCCAGAAUACGGCUACAAUCGUUGGCCUAAUCUAGGUCCUCAGCGGAAUCAAGUUCAGCCAAUGGGCGCAGCACCGGGAAUUAGCAACCACCAGCGGUCUUUUUCCGAAGCCGCCAGCGCCCAUCCCGGCUUUACUUUCCGGACUCCUUUCAACCACGCUCCAAUGCUAGGAGCCUAUUACACAGAUCCGGCAUCUUACGGUAGAGGCAUGAUACCUCCGGCGCAAUUUCAACCAACCCCUAUGAUUCCUAACUAUUAUGAUGGUCGGCCAGUACCGAACCAACGAGGCCCUGGUUUCUAUCCACCCCCUUUGUCAACUUCGGGGCCAGGUCACCCUCCCCUCGACCCCAGUUAUAGACACAUACGUCACCAGAGCACACCAUCAGUUAGCCAUACCAAUACUCCCCAGGGGCCUAUCGGUAGAUACGAGCAUCCUACUAGUAUCCAUCCGCAAGCCCCACACGAGCAAUUCUCUCCAUAUCAUCACCGCCAACAUUCCUACGCGCAACCUCACCAGAAUCCUCCUCGCCCUGCAGUCCAAGAAUCCGACCGGGAUAGAGAAAAUUUCAGCGAGCGUCGCUAGCCAAGGCUUUUAUACUUUCAUCAUGUACUAAUAAUACCCGAAGACCCCGUCCCGGGUCAGCAUCUUUCACUGCAUUUUCCGCGCCUUGCGUUUUCACCUUGUCCUUGCGGAUGACAUCCGUUUACUCGACUAAAAGAAACAAAAAAACACCUACGUUAUAGAAGGAACGGCCUAAAGUCUUAGACUCGAUACCCCCUCUUUCGACCAUUUUACAGAAUACGACUGGAGGCAUGGAACCAAACAACACGAAGUGGGCUAGGUGCCCUGUAUGAGCCUAUGAUUUACAGCGAUAUCGUUUCUUCAGGUUUGCUUCUGAAAAGCACGAUUAUAUUACGGGAGAUGAAAUAAAUCUCCAUUAAUGGGGUUGAGCCGUAGGUAGUAGCGUAUCACAGGAACUACUCGGGAUCGGCUCGGUAAAAUAUGAUGCCCAGGCGUAUCAGGCUGGGUGUCCCCUGUUAGCUAUGCCGUUUGUGCCUAUGGUCCGCGGCUAACAGCGAUGAGGUUGUCUUUGUACCCAUAGACGGGUAGACACUGAGGGUGUGCUUAGAGAGUCAAACCUUCGUUUACGAAUGCGAUGAAUUGCUUAAGACAUUGUGUUCGACAAUAGUAGUAGAAAUAAUAAAUGGAUAUUCCGUUGCCCCUUCAUAUAAAGUAUCUUGUCACUAUUAAAGCAUCAGUGC